This is a messenger RNA of Zingiber officinale, 1736 nucleotides long. Its product is annotated as aspartate aminotransferase, mitochondrial-like. Gene Ontology annotation, molecular function: pyridoxal phosphate binding; L-aspartate:2-oxoglutarate transaminase activity. Gene Ontology annotation, cellular component: mitochondrion. Gene Ontology annotation, biological process: biosynthetic process; amino acid metabolic process. The record is from RefSeq and is a predicted model, not a curated record. The coding region runs from base 154 to 1443 and encodes 429 amino acids. NCBI's taxonomy places the organism in Eukaryota, Viridiplantae, Streptophyta, Magnoliopsida, Zingiberales, Zingiberaceae. The transcript is spliced from 10 exons.
ACUAUGGACGCUUUUAGUUGCAGAAGCGAGAGGAAAUAGGGAGAUCCCGACACGCUUUUCUCUCCGCCGCAGUCGCGCCGUGAAUCUUCGUUCCGCCUUCUUCGCCGAUUUCUUCCGCCUCCGUAGUGAGAAGCGAGUGAGACAUCUUUUCCCAUGGCCGCGAUCGGGCGUGGGAUUUUGAGGAGGGGGAUCGUCGGCUUGCCGGCGGUUGGAUCGGGGUCGGCCGCUCGAUCCAUGGCUUCCUGGUUUGGCCACGUCGAACCUGCGGCCAAGGACCCGAUCCUUGGUGUCACCGAGGCCUUCCUCGCCGAUCCUAGUCCCGAAAAAGUCAAUGUUGGAGUGGGAGCUUAUCGUGACGACAACGGGAAGCCGGUGGUUCUUGAAUGCGUCAGAGAAGCAGAACGUAGGAUCGCAGGACGCCUUAACAUGGAGUAUCUUCCCAUGGGAGGAAGCAUUAAGAUGAUUGAGGAAUCACUGAAACUUGCUUAUGGGGAUGAUUCUGAGUUCAUAAAAGACAAAAGAAUUGCGGCUGUUCAGGCUCUUUCUGGAACAGGUGCAUGCAGGCUUUUUGCUGACUUCCAAAAGCGUUUCCUACCUGACUCACAGAUUUAUAUACCGAUACCAACUUGGUCUAACCACCAUAACAUAUGGAGAGAUGCUAAUGUUCCACAAAGGACUUUCCGUUAUUACCACCCUGAUACAAAAGGACUUGACUUUGCAUCUAUGAUGGAUGAUAUCAAGAAUGCUCCAAAUGGUUCAUUCUUCUUGCUUCAUGCAUGCGCUCAUAAUCCAACAGGAGUUGACCCUUCUGAGGAACAGUGGAGAGAGAUAUCUUAUCAGUUCAAGGUUAAGAAGCACUUCCCAUUUUUCGACAUGGCAUAUCAAGGUUUUGCUAGUGGUGAUCCAGAGAAAGAUGCCAAAGCAAUUCGAAUUUUCCUUGAAGAUGGACACCAGAUUGGUUGUGCCCAAUCAUAUGCAAAAAAUAUGGGACUGUAUGGACAAAGGGCUGGAUGCCUUAGUAUCCUUUGUGAAGAUGAGUUGCAAGCAGUAGCUGUGAAGAGCCAGUUGCAACAGAUAGCUAGGCCCAUGUAUAGCAACCCUCCAGUUCAUGGUGCGCUAGUUGUUUCAACAAUACUAGGUGAUCCGGAGCUAAAAUCUCUGUGGCUGAAGGAGGUUAAGAGUAUGGCUGACCGCAUCAUUGGAAUGCGAAAUGCACUUCGUGAAAAUCUUGAGAAGUUGGGUUCACCUUUGUCUUGGGAGCACAUAACAAAUCAGAUUGGGAUGUUCUGCUACAGUGGUAUGACACCUGAACAAGUGGAUCGCUUGACCAAUGAAUUCCACAUAUAUAUGACACGCAAUGGUCGAAUCAGUAUGGCUGGUGUCACGACGGGCAACGUUGGCUACUUGGCAAAUGCCAUCCAUGAGGUCACAAAAUCCUCGUAAACUCAAUUUUGCCGCAUCUGAUACCAAAGCUUCACCAAAGUAGUGAAUAAAGAGGUUUCAGAAAGAAACUCGCUUUUUUGACAUUCCAGUUUGUUGGAUAUUUAACUGGAAAGUAACUUGAUUUCUCCUGUUUUUCAAACAUGUACCAGUUCAACAUGUACCAGUUCAUGCCUUUUUGAUUUCAGAUGAAUCUCAAAUUGACUGACUGUGGAACUAAAGUUUCACCUCACAAUCAUUGUCAAACACAUGACUUUCAUUUAUUGUGGUAAAGGUUUAGCCCCUUCGCUGGAGUA